This is a messenger RNA of Penaeus monodon (black tiger shrimp), 868 nucleotides long. RefSeq names its product cell adhesion molecule 4-like. The transcript has 4 exons. Gene Ontology annotation, biological process: synapse organization. The coding region runs from base 47 to 868 and encodes 273 amino acids. NCBI's taxonomy places the organism in Eukaryota, Metazoa, Arthropoda, Malacostraca, Decapoda, Penaeidae. The record is from RefSeq and is a predicted model, not a curated record. Gene Ontology annotation, cellular component: neuron projection membrane.
UACAAAGGCCCACGAAGCCUUUAACUGCUUUCCCCCGGCAGGUGUGAUGGCAGCCUGUGCCGAGGACGGAGCGCAGGGAGGGCAGACCGAGGAGCCUCCGCUGAACAUGACGGACCUGCCGCCCGUCACCCAGACCAGGUUCACCGCCGUGAGAGACCCGACGCUGAUGCUGGAGGAGGAGGAGCCUUAUUUCGACAUGUCUAUGUCCCCGACGCAGACGGCGUAUCUGGGGAAGACUGCGACGCUCACCUGCGUGGUGCACGCGGCCAAGAACGACAAGUCGGUGUCGUGGAUCCGCGGGCGCGACCUGCGGAUCCUGACGGUGGGCGGCUACACGUACACGACGGACCUGCGCUUCGAGGCCUUCCACCAGCCGCACAGCACGGAGUGGACGCUCAGGAUCAAGUCGGUGCAGCUGCGCGACCAGGGCGGCUACGAGUGCCAGAUCGCCACCAAGCCCAUCAGGACGUACCACGUGUUCCUCAAGGUGGAAGAGCCGUCGGUGGAAGUGGUCGGCGCCCCAGACAUCUACGUCAACAGGGCGAGCAUGAUCAACCUCACGUGCGUGGUAUACCAUGCGCCGUAUCCGCCCGAGGACAUCAUCUGGUACCAUGGCAACCAGACCAUCAGCUACACGUCCCCGCGGGGCGGCGUGAGCGUGGUGGAGGAGCGCGGCGAGACCACCACCAGCAUCCUCCUCCUGCAGAAGGCGAGGGCGUCCGACUCCGGCACCUUCAUUUGCCAGCCUGAGAACAUGGACGCCGCUCAGGUCACUCUCCAUGUCUUGGACGGUGAGCGCCGUGCUUGGUGGCACUAUUUUCGACAUUCUUUAGGUAAAAUAACCACGACUGGCAUGGUUAUGCAGUAA